Messenger RNA from Pongo pygmaeus (Bornean orangutan), 1507 nucleotides. RefSeq names its product basic proline-rich protein-like. Bases 1 to 1173 code for a protein of 390 amino acids. Lineage: Eukaryota; Metazoa; Chordata; Mammalia; Primates; Hominidae. The transcript is spliced from 3 exons. The record is from RefSeq and is a predicted model, not a curated record.
AUGGAUGAUCCACAGAAAAAUGCUGCGACUCCCCACACUGCAACAUUGCCUCCGCACACCACUGGACCCAGUCCUUCCAGCAACCCCUCCCUAUGGCUCAGGUCCCCUGGUCGCAGAUCAGAUUCCGAUCCGCAUCCGCAGGCCGGCUCCCCUCUGCCUGCACUGGUGCUGCAGGGCGCCCCUCCGGCAGAGCGCAGCCCAACAAGAGGUGCAGGAGGGAUCAUCCCAAAAGAAAAGACUCUCCCCUGCUCACAUCUAGCUGACCUGGUCCUCCUGACGCCACAUCCAGCAGAAGCUGCAGGACAAAGUAACAGCAACUCCAGGCCUCGGCCAAGGGCAGCCCCGGGCCUGGGUGGGGCCGGGCGGGGGCCGCAGGCGCCGAGCGGCCGUGCCAAGCCCCGCCAGCGAGAACCAAGGAAGCUGCGAUACUGCUGCAUUGUGCUGCAUCACGGCGAGGGCACCGGAGGGCACCUGAAAAUAGACCCUCCGGCUGUCCGCUCCGCACCCACCUCCGCGCCAGCGGCCUCCACGUCAGGGGCCGCGGCGCCCGGCUGCAGGGAGGCGGCGGCGGAGGCAGGAAGGAGGAAUCGCCGCGCCGCGCCGCGCCGGGGCUGGGGCCGGACAGCAGCUGUGCGCACGGCGGGUCUGCUGCCGCCUCACCGCAGAGCCUGCCGCCCCUCGUCCCGCAUCAUCCGAGUACCAAUGAGCACCCGCGACCCGGGCUCCCCACGCCGCCCCCGCCCGGGCUCUGCAGCCUCCCUGCCCCCACGCGGCUCCCCGGGCGUAGGGCAGACGGGCAGCGGCGUCCUCCGGCCCUGGGCCCGCGCCCCUCCUCCCGCCCGUCCGCCGCCGCGGAGCCCGCCCGGGAGGCAGCCCCACUGGGAGCAGACCCUACAAGUGGUUCAUCCAACUCCUGCCUCUCAGCGCAGGCUCCGCUCGAACCUGAGGCCAGGUGCCCUGCCCCAGUCACUCCCGAGAGAGGGGUCGUCCAGCCGCGGUGGAGGGCCCUGUGAUGGCGUGGGGACUUGCUUUUUCCCCUGUGCGCAUUCCCUGAAACGGAAACUGGACGUUUCCUCGAAUUUUUGUCAUGUGCCACUGCCCCUUCCCAGUCACCUGGUCUACCCCGUCAGCCCCUCAGACUGUGUAGAAAUUCCAGAACCGUCACUGUUGUGAAGAAAAGAUGGUGGAAUCACCAGGACCACGAAUGGAAACGAUCUUUAGAAAACAGUUUGAAGAAACUGACUUUCUCCUUGUUCUGUAAGGUGCACAAGGCGGCACUGCGGGCAUUCAGAGGGAGGAGGGCCCUUCCUGUUUGAAAAAGCCCCAGGGCUUUUUCCCCAUACAGCCCUGAUCACCUGGAUUAAAACAAAACAAAAAUACAAGGCAGUCAAGUAGUUUGGAUCAUGCUUAUAUCUCAGAUCACUAGAACCUGGCCUGAUGGGUUUAUAUGUUUGUAUGUAUUUUUAAAUGAAUAUUUAAAAAUAAAACUCAAUGAAAUUGUCACAGC